AUGACGCGGAGACGAACGAGGAUCCGGAACCUACGUCAGCAUCAGCAAACUCCGGAAAGUUUGUCGGAUACUGCACAGGAAACCUCGGUAGACGAUCAACCAAUAGGAACAGAACCGUCACGUUAUAAUCUUCGUCAGAUGAGAAGGUUGGGCUACAGCACGCUGACACGCAACCUGGACAUUGUGUUGGAUAUGUCGGUAACAUGUACAGCCGUGGCGACAGCAGGAGGUACUGCAGCGCGGGUACUUCAAAGUACUUCUCAGAAUAGAAGCACACAGAGUCGACAGUUCCCAUCUUCCGAUAUUAUAAUUUCGCUCAGUAGAUCAAGCAAUGUAUCAACUUUCCUCAUAAACAUAGGACGUUUGUUCAGUAUUUACGAAAUGGCGCAUAUCCAAUUGGAGGAACUGGAAGACGUACUCGGCGACCUUCUAGGACAGUUAGUGCGUAUAUCACGACCGAAUCGGACGAAGGUCCCAAUCAAGGCGGGCCGGAGUGGCGGCAAGCCGUCUUUAGGAAAUCGAUAA
Messenger RNA from Necator americanus (New World hookworm), 525 nucleotides. RefSeq lists its product as uncharacterized. The record is from RefSeq and is a predicted model, not a curated record. The transcript has a single exon. The coding region runs from base 1 to 525 and encodes 174 amino acids. NCBI's taxonomy places the organism in Eukaryota, Metazoa, Nematoda, Chromadorea, Rhabditida, Ancylostomatidae.